Molecule: messenger RNA, 1554 nt
Organism: Talaromyces rugulosus
Lineage: Eukaryota; Fungi; Ascomycota; Eurotiomycetes; Eurotiales; Trichocomaceae
Exons: 2
Coding region: 1-1554 (517 amino acids)
Source: RefSeq, a predicted model, not a curated record
AUGUCUACCUUUGGUGAUAGUAGUCGAAACAGCAGUCCUCUGAACCAACAGCCUGCCGAGCCAGUGGAAUUCCUCAACAACGACCGCAACAAUUCCAGCAUGUCGAACCAUUCUCACACACACCCGGCGCCGAUUAUGCGCCACUCGUCUGGCUCAUCGUCACAUUCUUCACUAAAGAGCCCGCGGACUGCGCGCUUUGCCGAGGAGACCACCGUGAUCUCCCCGGUUGCAGGCCACUCGCCCUUUGCAGACCCAUCGUCCGAAAAGGCACCGCAGCCGCAUGUGUCCGAUGUUGGCUUUGGGUAUGUCGCAGACAGCGAUCCGUCGCGACAUGCAGCACAGCCGCCUCUGACGCCGGCGUCGCCAUUGAAGAGCGCGCUCAAGACGCCAGGAACAGCGAGGACGUUGAACCCGCUGAGUCCGACUUUUCGCGAGGAACUCCGUUUGGAGAAGGAGGAAAAGAAAUCUGAACGACAAAAUGCCCGAGACUUGAAAAUCAAAGUCCGAGUACGAAUGGCCAAGGUUAUGCUGCGUUUCGUGAACUUUGGCUGCAGCUUGAUCGUGCUCUCGCUUCUCUCGACUAGUUUGAACAUCUUCAGAGCCACCAAGGGUCUCGAGACCCGAAACAAUCUCCCUCCAUGGGCAGAAGGCACCAAUCCAUGGCCACAAUACCUCUUGCUGGUGCUAUCUUCCGUUUCCCUGUUUACUGCCGUGAUCGUCUUCUGGGGUUAUUGGAAAGGAGGACACCGACGAGGAGAGAAAGUCGCCAUAUACUACUCGCUCUUCUCCGUCGGCUUCUUCACUUUUAGUGCAAUCAUGUGGGUUGUUGGCGCGGCUGUUUUCCAAAACUCCAAGGCCAACGGCAAUGGCAAAGAUCUUUGGGGUUGGUCCUGCAACCAGAAUCUUCGAGAGCAACUCUUUGACAAAGAGGUCAACUACAGCCUGGUCUGCCGUAUGCAAGACUGGUCGCUCGUAUGCGCCAUCAUUGAGGUUGUUCUCGAGGCAGUCGUCCUGGUGAUCUACGCCGUUGUGUUUUACCGCUUCUACUCUAAGCAGCGCCUAAAGAAGACCAUGGAUCUCCGUGACAAGGCGCGUUCGGACCUGUAUCUUGCCCAGCUCCGUGUUCAGUCCGCGCCUAAUACCCCCGGAUUCAUGCCCAUGACGCCCAGAUCACCCUACCACCCCAUGACGCCCAAGUCUCCCUACGUCACCAUGGCGCCUCCUCAAGACGUCUACUCCAGCGCGGAGAACGGCGAGAGCUACGCUGUGCAAUACGCAAACCCCAAGUCGCCGACGCGCGCAGUCACGAAACCAUUCCAGCUGCAAGCGCCGCCGAUUCGCGUCCAGCAGGCCACACCCAAAGUCGCGCAAGACGGGUUUUCUUCUCAGCGAAGUGCUUCACCUGACGAAGAGUCUCUGUCGGAAAAGGUUAAUGAGCAUGUUGGCGCCGCGCCGGGCGAGAAGACGUAUGAUGCAGUGCCAAUUCCGGGGGCUUAUGAUGGCCCCAUGAGCAGCCCUAGCUAUCCUCCUGCUCAGCAGCAUCAAUACCAGUGA